GCCCCUUGAGCCAGUUGCAGCUGAAACCGAGUUAAUGAGAAAACUUUAUUUUCCCAUGUGAUACUUAGGUUCAACGUUAGGCCUGCCAUUUGGUGGGGAGUUUGUAGCCCUGAGUCGCUGUCGUUUCACAUCCUACCGUCAUGAGUAUCGUGAGUGGCAGAAGUACACCCGAUCGAAGCUUGGAAGAUGCCAUGAGACAGGAUGGACCCUCGCCAAAAAUGAAGGGAGACCUUAUGGCAAAUGGAUUCGAGCCCUUGUCACAGCUAGAUGACAUGGAGUUCUCCAUUCCCAAGUGUGAAGAUAUACCCACCUUGGAGGAGAUCCUGAAUGAACCUGAUGAUGAUGAGGUCAGUCUUGGUAGCAGUGAAGAAACUGGGACAUCAGUUGGGGAACAAAAGACAAAUGCAGAUAUUGGAUCUCCCACUGCUAUUGCUGUAAGUGCACUCUUGGCCAUUGGGACCUCACAUGGGAUGACCCUUGUCUUUGACUCAUCACAAGCACUCAAAUGGGCCCUGGGAUCAGCAUUGACAAGAGAUGAAUUUGGACCUGUCUCUUGCAUACUUCUGGUUGGCUUUUCCAAAGGACAGGUGACCAUGUAUGACCUCUCCAAUGGGAAAAUCUUGAGAACCAUCACUGAUGCCCAUUCCCCCUCCACAGCUGUACUGCAUGUCAAGUUCACAGAUUUACAUACCCUGGCCAUCAUCAGUGACAGUGGGGGCUCUGUAUUUGAGCUGAAUUUCCGGCGUCAAUUUGGAGUAAGAGGAUGCGAAAGCAGAUGUCUUUUCUCAGGUGCAAGAGGAGAGGUCAUUGCAAUUGAACCAUUACUUUUAUCCAACUCUGGUGUUUCACCCAGACAAGAGCUGUCCAUUCUGGCCAUGGCUACUGUUUCUCGAGCAAUUGUAGUUGCUGUCAGACCAGAACUGGAGGUGUUGUUUGCUCAUCCUCUUGGGGGAGAAUCCAAAAAUGUCCCCUUAUUGUCCUGGCAGUUUGUUGUGAUUCAAAUGGCUGACAGUUCCAGAGUUGUGGAUCCUGUGCUCUGCUUUGCCAGGAAUAGCACCCUUUACUUCUUCCAGAUGACACUGUGCUCACGAGACAUCCUCACAUUCCAACUGCUGCAGAGAGUGCAGCUUCAGUAUCCUGUGAUGGAUGUGCGGUGGUUGAAUUCACGCACCCUUGUCACCCUUGAUACAUUGGAGCUCCUGCACAUCCUUGAUGUACGAAGUCUAGAGGAGCUUGAAGUCUGUGAUAUCUCCAAUGUGGAACUUGUCUAUGGAACUAGUCACUUCAAAGGACUUGCCACUGGUGGGAAUGUCAGCAGAGCCAUGGCAGUGCUUGCAGAACAUGCCUGCUACAACAGUCUCUGCACAUCAGGGAUGCAGAUCCUCUUGCUAGGCACACAGGCGCUGCAUGUGCUGGUUGUUCGUAGUUGGUCUGAGCGUAUGGAUUAUUUUGUGAGACAGGGUCGCUACAAGGAUGCCCUUUCUUUUGGGAUUGACCUCCUGGAAGACAAAGCCAAGGCCAUUGUUGGCCUCCCUGCCAGGAAGGACAAGAGACGGACUGUCAUGCUUGGGAUUCUGGACCAGUACCUCAAUGACACAUUGCUUAACCAGUCCAUGAAACAGAAGAAUGGAAAAAACCUAACAAAUCUCUACCUGGAUGUUGUUCCUGCCUGCACUGAGUACUGUCUCCAUAUUGAUCAGAGAGAUAUGCUGUUUGGGAAGAUGUAUGAUGCAGUGAAUGUGGACACCAUGGCCAAAGAUAUUUACCUGGAUGCCUUGGAGCCAUACAUCCUCAAUGACCAGCUCAAAGUGAUCCCACCACAAAUCACACAGGAUCUUGUCUCCCAUUUUGAGCAGAAAAAACGUUUUGAGGUGAACCUUUUUUUCACUCUCGUCUUUAUGGCCCUGGAAGCAUGCUUACUUCACCUGAGUAUCUCUUGCCUGGACCUGCACCAGGUGAUAAGCACAUGUUGGGCACACAACCUGCAUGAUGCCCUGCUCUCAAUCUACAACCGGGGAAUGCUGGAUUUCAUUUCACCAUUUGAGGACCUCAUCAACAUUCUCUACAAUGCCCUGGAGGCCAAACAGGCAUUGUCAACAGACCAGAUCCGACUAGGGAACAAGUUACUGGUUUAUCUAUCAUGCUGCCUAGCAGGACGGGCAUAUCCAUUUGGGGACAUACCCUCAGACCAGGUGUCCACAGUCAAGUACCAGGUCUUCUCCUGCCUCACUUCCAUUCACUCAAAGAAUGCUACUGAGACUGAAUCCUCUUAUCCCUACCUCAGGACAUUGUUACACUUUGACACACUGGCAUUCCUCAAUGUCCUGUCACUGGCAUUUGAGGAGUCAGAGUUCCAGACUGAGCUGGGUGGACGGCAGCGGCAGCGUGUCAUUGACAUUCUUCUUAUGAUCAUGCUACAACCUGCUGCUGGAUUCUCAGCGAGUCAAGUGGGUACCCUGUUUGUGUUCCUGGCACGAGAGCUGAGUCGCCCAAGGGGCAUGGGAGGCAUUGGGGUGACAGUGUCCCGUGAUCUGUUUGACCAGGUCCUUGAGCACCUGACCUCUCCUCCUCCAUCUGGUGAGGGAAGUAGGGAGCAUGAGGAGAGGCAGCAGGCACUCCUUGAACUCAUUCUUGCUGGUGGGCUCACUCACUACAACUCCAAUCGACUCCUUGCUCUCGUAGAAAAGGCUCGAUUUUUUCGAGUGUGUGAGGUGCUGUAUGAACAGCGUGAGGACUAUGACAAGAUCCUGUCCUGCUACCUGCGGGACCCAGCACGAGAGACACAGACAUUUUCCUAUAUCAUGCAAGUGGUACAGAGAGCCAGGACCACAGGACAAGAUGAGGUGGAGAAGCGCAUGGCCCACCAGACCCUCACAGCCAUUCAGGAUCUGGUAAAAAUCAGUGGGACCAAGACAGCACAGCUGAUUGCAAAGAUUUUCCCCCAUCUCCUGGUCCCAGUUGUAGAGAAUCUACAGGAGUCUCCUGAGGCCCUGUUUGCUGUCCUUCAAGAGGUGUUCCAAAUCAGAGAUCUUCAGGCACAAAAUACACCACAAAAAGUGGCUGGAAGGAGUGAAAGCAUCAUGGAGGAAUUGGAGACCCAUCCUUCCUUAUAUGAGACAUACCUGGACCUCCUUUGUCGAUUCCAACCCAUGCAGGUCUCUUCAUACUUAAAAAACCAUGAAGGCUACCACUUGGAAUCCAUCCUGGAGAUUUGCCAGCGCCAUAACAACGUGGAGGCUGUAGCAUUCUUGCUUGAGAAGUCUGGAGAUAUGCAAGGAGCUGUUAAUCUUCUUCAAGACCGGCUGAGAGCCAAGCUCAAUGAGCUGUCAGAUCAUGAUAAGGAAGCAGGAGGAGAUUGUGAUCUGUUCUUCAGUCAAUUGGAAGGCAUGGUUGUGGUGCUGGUCCAGCUAUGUCAGCGUAGUUCUGCCCAUCUCAAGCCCAAGGACAAGGAGCAACUAUGGUUCCCCGUGCUGGAGACUCUCCUCUACCCACAGGGCAACCUCCAGUCUUCUCUAUCUCCUGUCUCACUGACCCAUCUUGGUCGAUUGGCCCUGGGUGCAUCGUGGACACUUCCAGUUUCGUCGAACUUCUGUAUGAGGUUCAAAAUGAAGGAGUCACAUUAUGAAGAGAUCCUGAGGGUUACUGACAAUACAGGUGUUGAUAUAAUAGUGGAAAUGGAAGUCAAUCUCAACAUGGCAAAGGACAUCUCUGUCCUUGCUCCUAAAGGGCGCAUUGAGGUGGUGGGAGGCAGGCAAGGGAAGUCAAAGAAGCAUGCGGAUGCAGAUGACAUUUUGAGGAGCAAGGAAGGUGUCGUGCACGAAGUGUCCGUCCUCAACGCCAGCCAC
Messenger RNA from Darwinula stevensoni, 3845 nucleotides. NCBI's taxonomy places the organism in Eukaryota, Metazoa, Arthropoda, Ostracoda, Podocopida, Darwinulidae. The record is from the annotation of a GenBank genome assembly.